AUGGAAAUAAAAGAAAAAGAUAAGGCAACGCUCAGUGAUCAAUCUUACUGUUCUCAUCAACAACAAAUAAAUAAAGAAGAUGAGAUCACUCAAGAGAAAAAACAACCCGUUGACAAAAUGACACUUCUGCAUCAAGCAUUAUCACAAGCUAGCGUUACACGGGCUAAACGUUGCAAGCAGCAACGAUUAGCAUUGUCCGAAAUGAAAAAAUGUGAUAAAAGCAACCAAUUGCAAGCCGAAAAUCGCCUUUUUCAGUCAAGUAGCCCAUCGGAAGAAACAUUUAACGGAACUAGUGAAUUUAUGGAGGCGUGUUCAUCGGCAAUCAAAAAUCACAAAUUAUUUCCCAUUGUUGAACUGAUGUCGAGAAAGUGUGAAGUAGCAACACAGAAUCUGUCGGAAGCAUCAUUUACUAUGGAUGACGUUUUUCAGCAACUGAUGGAAAUGGCGUCGAAUGGUGAUGAAUCACUAGGAAGCAGUGAACUUGAUGUAUUUUUAAUUAAUUCAAUAAUCAUGCUUCGUUUACACUUAUUAGAAUUGGAAAAAGUUGCCGAAUUAUGUGAUGAUUUCAAAACGAAAUAUUUGCAAACGCUAAGGAAGAAAAUAACACAGGAAUCGAUGAUUGGAUACUGUGGUGAUAGCGAUGAUGAAUUAUGUAAUUCAUCACCUGAGCUUUCAGAACAGUCUAAGAAUCGAACAUCACAACAAACAGUUGCAAUGAUGUCUACAUCAAAAGGAAUGCUUUCGAUACCACUUUGGAAUGCAAUAGCUUCACAUUCAUCAUCAAUGCACACUUCGUUAUCCCAACAGAAAAUUUCAGGAUGUUGCACAUCUUCUAACGUUUCAAUUUCAGAGAAAAAUGAUGCACAAGAAUCAGUUGAAGAAGACAGCUGUGAUUCAAAACGAAAAGCGCAAUUACCAGCAAAAGCUGUUGAAUUGCUAAAAACUUGGCUAUUUUUGCAUUCAUCUCAUCCAUAUCCGAGUGAAAAAGAAAAAGCUGUGCUAUCACGAGAAACCGGCUUACAAAUGGUUCAAAUCAACAACUGGUUUAUCAAUGCUCGUCGUAGGAUAUUGGUACAGUCAAAAGAAAGUCCUGAUAUAGAUUUCAUUCAGGAAACAAGUUCUAAUACUGAUUGCGCACUAAUUCCAAAGAGAAUACAAUGCAACAGUGAUGGAAUUCAGAAUGAAAUCUGA
Molecule: messenger RNA, 1191 nt
Organism: Brugia malayi
Lineage: Eukaryota; Metazoa; Nematoda; Chromadorea; Rhabditida; Onchocercidae
Gene: Bma-psa-3
Exons: 12
Coding region: 1-1191 (396 amino acids)
Biological process (GO): regulation of transcription by RNA polymerase II
Molecular function (GO): RNA polymerase II cis-regulatory region sequence-specific DNA binding; DNA-binding transcription factor activity, RNA polymerase II-specific
Source: RefSeq, a predicted model, not a curated record